Emericellopsis cladophorae is the source of this 417-nucleotide messenger RNA. RefSeq lists its product as uncharacterized. The record is from RefSeq and is a predicted model, not a curated record. Bases 1 to 417 code for a protein of 138 amino acids. Gene Ontology annotation, molecular function: core promoter sequence-specific DNA binding; TBP-class protein binding; general transcription initiation factor activity. Gene Ontology annotation, biological process: negative regulation of transcription by RNA polymerase II; chromatin remodeling; positive regulation of transcription by RNA polymerase II. NCBI's taxonomy places the organism in Eukaryota, Fungi, Ascomycota, Sordariomycetes, Hypocreales, Bionectriaceae. The transcript has 2 exons. Gene Ontology annotation, cellular component: negative cofactor 2 complex.
AUGUCAGAUCACGAGUUUGCGGGUAACGACGACUUAUCGUUGCCCAAAGCCACCGUCCAGAAAAUUGUCACAGAGAUCCUGCCCAGCAGCACCGGCCUUUCCUUUGCCAAGGAAGCUCGCGACGUCCUCAUUGAAUGUUGUGUCGAGUUCAUCACCCUCAUCUCAUCGGAAGCCAACGAGAUCUCGGAAAAGGAGGCAAAGAAAACCAUUGCCUGCGACCAUAUCACAAAGGCCCUCGAGCAGCUGGGCUUCACAGACUACGUCAGUAUCGUCAUGGAGGCGGCGGCGGAACACAAGGAGGUGCAGAAAGGGCGGGAGAAGAAGCAGGACAAGUUUGCAAACAGUGGCAUGAGUAUGGAGGAGCUGGCACGGUUGCAGGAGGAGCAGUUCGCACAGGCAAGGGAGCGGCAUGGAUGA